AUGAAGCCAGUGGCAUUUACUAAUAAUAUUACGGUGUCCUCGCACUUAACUCUUCCAUCGCCUAAUGACCAGGCGAUGAUGUUGGACACAACGGUUAUGCAUACAGCCUAUGGUAUGGCAUGGCUCGAGCAAGCCCCCCCGGCGUUCACGACCUCCGACUAUGCUGUCAUGCCGUUUUCUAGUCAGGCUACGAGUACGCACUACCGACCGGGCGAGAAUUUGACCGCCGCCACUGACAUGCUCACCACGGAAAUAAAUUGCUGGCAGCCAUUGACAACUAAACUACCGCCGGCAAGCACCUACACGUUCGACAAUGGUCAUGGCUGCGCUGUCAACGUCAGUUUCUUCCAGGCCCAUCCCUAUAACAAUGACACUUCCAUCAUCCUCUACAUCGGCUAUCACGGAAGUCCAAUCCUCGACUAUUACCUUGAGAGCCCGCUUUGCAGCAAAAAUUCAACCAACCAAUUCCUCACCAUCUUCGCCUCGAGGCACAUGGAUGAAAAACUCGGCAGCUACGAAACGAACAUGACGGCUUUAUUUUGCGAAACCUCGUAUCACAAACAGCCCGUGUCUGUCACAGUUUCUGCAGAGUCGGGCCGUCCUCUAAAUGAGUCAUUAGUUCCGAUUGGAGUAAAGGAACAUCUCACACAGGAUGAAUUCAAUUCCACGGCAUUCUCAUACCUUACGGGUGUGGGAAUGCCUCCUGAUACUCCUACCGCCACACGCGACUUUCCAGCGGCUACCACAUUUGAGCCCUGGGGUAGUCUUAGCAAAGAGAAUGUCGCCGGACCAACGAUGCCAAUGGUCAAUCUUGCCCUAGGCCUCUCAGGCGAGCUCGCAUCUGACUUCCAGCAUGCUCCGGUUAUGGAGCGUGCUUUUACCCUAGCUCAUAAAACAGUAUUCUCUGCCGCGAUCUCACAUCUUGCUUCCGAAACCCGAGAGAAUAAACAGGCAGACGGUACGAGCAGCUACAUUCUAAAUGGGGUUGUAGUUAGUAGAACAAUCUCGGCUGUUCUCGAGUGUCUGCUGGCCCUGCUCGUCUUUCUCAUGGGGGGCGUAUUGUACACUUGUAUGAAGGCAAAGAGCAACCUCGUAUCCGAUCCUGCAACGAUCGGAUUUGCCUUCAGAUCCGUGAGAGCCAGCCGAGCUGUCCUCAAUAGGCUGGCAAUGGAGGAUUGCUCCGACAACGGGACACUUCAAAGAAAUCUUGCUGGAGAACAAUUUUUCCUCGAACAGGGAACAACGGGCAAUGUUCUCGAGAUGGAAUCCAAGGCCGACGACGCUGUCAACAUGGCUGACCGAAGGCAGAAUGUUCAAUAUGAUCCUGUUCGGCCCAAAGAGUCACACCCUCUGACGGGAUGUUUGCUUAUUGCUGUACUUCUUGCCGGAGCUGGGGUCCUGAUUUACUUUAAGAAGAUGGAGCAGAAGUUACAAGGACUACCACGACCAAGCGAGAAUUUCGAAGUUCUACAACUACUAGAGAACUACAUUCCGACGGCCCUCACAACACUCUUGGACCCGUUUCUUGUUCUUUUGACAAGAUUAUUCUGCAUGCUGCAACCGUUCAAUAUCCUGCGCAAAGGAAAAUGCAACCCGCAGCACACUCUGGAGACCAAGUACACGUCACUGCCACCUCAGCUGGUCUUGUGGCGGGCCGUACGAUCCCGAGACUUCUUACUCAGCACUCUUUGCUUGAUGGCUCUUCUUGUUAAUGUCCUCACUGUUGCACUUGGUGGUACAUUUAAUGAGUUGCCGGUGCAGCUUCAGUAUCCCACGACCUUUGCGGAAGCUCGAACGACUACUCUCAGCCGUGACACAUUACUAGACACCACCUACAUGAUCCGCUACGUUUACCACGACCACUAUUACGCUGCAUCCACAAAUAUUUCUCACAACACCACACUACCGCCUUGGGUCUCGACCAAGUACACAUUCCUCCCAGUCAACAUAACCUCCGAGUCACCGAGGUCACCAGAUUCGUAUCGGGCUACACUACGAGGCUUUGGAGUGGAGCCUAAAUGUGAAGCCAUGGCAACAUCGCCUUCUUCAACCUCCGGGUCAUUUGCAAACGUCACCCACCUGAUCAAUGGUUUUACUGUCGAAGGUACUACGUUCAACUUUCGCCGCGAUGAUGGCACCUGGCAAACGUGCGAACCCACAGACCUUAAUGUGGGAUCCAACACUACGGGACUGGGCGCUCGAGAAGUCAUCACUCCACUCACAAUCCCAACGGAUCAGAGUGGCAGCGCAGCCUCUCAAGACCACAUUUGUGAGGACCGCUUUGUGGCUGGCUGGAUCCGCAUGGACACCAAAGACCCAGCGAAUACAUUCCGAUCAACCUUCCUGUCAUGUCAGGCAGUACUCCGUACAGCCACGUUUGACGUCGAUUUCGAUAAGGCGGGGCAUAUUCUUGCCUACACGCAGAGAGGAGACUUUGACGAUAUCACAUCCUUAAUGUCUCGAAACAUGUCCCAGAGGCUGAUUAGGCAGGCAAACAAGCUCGUCAACAACAGUGGAAGGCCCUUUGCGAUCUAUGCAUGGCACAACACGACUCUGGUCUCUGACUGGUGGAACUAUCUCAUGAAGAUGUACCUCAACAGCACUGAUCUGGUUGAUCCCAGCUUGGAUAUCCCCAAGCCUGAAGCCGUGAUUCCCACUGUGGAGGACUUGUAUCGGAGAUUGUUCGCGAUCGUACUCGGGAAAAACCUCGACUUAUUCGAAGAGCCAGCCAAGCCAACGGACGUGCCUGGCAUCGCCAUCAUUACUGAGACGCGCAUCUUCUUAGACGACAAAGCAUAUCUCUUGAGCGUUAUCAUUCUCUGCGCCAACGCAGCUGUUUUGAUGUGGGCCUACCUCGCACAGAGCGAUGCGUAUUUGCCCCGCUUGCCGUCGACACUGGGAUCUGUGCUUGCAUACGGGGCAGCUAGUCGAGCAAUCAGAGAAUACGGAGAUGGUAUCAAUACCGACCAGGAGAUAUGGCAUAAUGAGGACUUUUAUGGGACGUACUCGUUUGGGAAGUACGUAGGCGUCGAUGGUAACGCUCAUGUUGGCAUUGAGAUGGAUCCCUUUGUAACACCAAUUAACGGAACCAUGCUAAAGCGCCGAGCAUCUGCGAGGUUAUGGUUUAGGAAGAAGGAGCAAGAGCCACAUGACUGA
Molecule: messenger RNA, 3156 nt
Organism: Neurospora tetrasperma FGSC 2508
Lineage: Eukaryota; Fungi; Ascomycota; Sordariomycetes; Sordariales; Sordariaceae
Exons: 2
Coding region: 1-3156 (1051 amino acids)
Source: RefSeq, a predicted model, not a curated record